UCACGGAGUCGGUGAACUCGUAAAACUCGUGGCCGGGUGACCAAAAACGACCGGCGAGUGUCACCGGAUAAGGGGGAGAAGGCCCGGAAAAAAGAGAAAGAGAAAGAGAGAGAGAGAGAGAAAAGAAAAGAAAAGAGAUCGAAUAAACGGAUCGAGAGGCGCCGCUUUCGAUCGGGAUAAAAUUCGCUCGAUGCCCGAGACGAAGGGAAUCGGACGAGCGCGGUUGUUGGUGAUCGUCGAAGGGUGCAGAGAGUGCAGUUGCCAACGGUUCCUCUAAGAGAAAUCUCGAGAAAUCGAACGCCAAGUCCCGUGGAUCCUGCUGGUCAACCAAAGGAACCAAAGGCGAACGAGUCCAUCAUGAAGAGGAUCUCGCUGAUUUUAUUGGCGUUCGUGUUCGCGGCGUCCGUCGCAGCGCUGCCACUCCGAGACACCCCGAACGUUCGAUUGUUUCCUCGGGACAAGGACGCGGCUCCAGUUUCCACGGAAACAGGGAUUGUCACCGGCAAGGACGCGACGAAUCAGUCGACAAAAAAGCAAUCAGAGAAGACCGACGGUGGAACGAAAGAGUCUUCGAAAUCCUCGUUACCAGCCUCGAUUCGGGAUAAUAAUCGAGCGGGGGGCAAGGACGAGGACGGUCCCCGCUCGUUGAAACGCGUCAACGAAGCGAGGGACGACAAAACGGGCAAGAAGAGUCGAAGGCAUAAAGCCAUUUUCGUCGAUUACCCGCUCGUACCGCAACUUCCAUUCUCCAACGACAUCGUCCCUUACGACAUCGAUUACCCUAAUAACAAGUUCGACACCGAGGAGAGGAGGACGGAUUCGAGUAACUUCGAGGAAAGCAACAUCUUCUACAUCAGGCUCCCGCCCACGCCGUACAUGUUCGUCCCGGGGUUGGGUUACAUCUCGCAACCGCCCACCUAUUCGACGACCAGCCUUCAACCGCUCGUACAAGCGUACAAGAGACCCGGAAGGCCGAAACCCGCGUACCAGCAAUCCGUCAACCGCCCGUUCAUCAAGCUGCCCAUCGAUUUCGUGAGCAACGGCAAGCCGACGUCGGUCUACCAUUGGCAGAAGAAGACGAACAAGAAACCGACCGACACCCCGAUCACCAAUCUGGACAGUCUCUCCGCCGAUUUCGUGACCAAUGGGAAACCGACCGCCAUCUAUCAGUGGCAGGCCAACGCGAAACCGACCAACAAACCCGACCACGAUCCCGUCCACAAGCUGGACAAAGGCCCGUACGAGUUCAACGGCAAGCCGACCAGUUUCUUUCUGCUGAAACCGGAUGGAACCACCGCGGCGCGUCACCCUUUCCGCUAUCCCGAUUACCAGGAUAAUUCCUAUUAUUGAAGACGCGUGAACGGAGCUCGUUGCUGCCUCGCGAAACGAAGUCCGCCGUUUCCUCGAGUCGUCGAAAGAAGAAAGGAGGAAAGAAAAAUCGGCGGGAUCGAUUGCGGGAUUACGAAUCCUCGAAUCCAUCGUCGGCGGCGAGCGGAGAAGGGCUGAUGAGAGGGCACGGCUCGAUCAGCAUGCACGAGAAACGUGAAACGAAGGGAACGAAUCGAUCGAUUCGCGAUUCUCGUUCGAAUCGUAACUACGUACGUACAGUAUAGAGGCGAAAGAACGAGCGGAUAACCGAUGCCAGGAUACGCGAUUGCUUAGAAAUUGCAUAACCGCGCGAGCUUAAAAGGCGGGCUUCGAAACAAUCGGCUUCUCGGCCGGUCGUAUCGCGUUGCAUUUACAUCUAAAAGUAUGGGUUAUUACUGCGGAUGAUUAUAAAGGAACUGUUCUCCGCGAGGCGGGGAAUUGUUGAAUGAAAAGUUUCAUCGAUGAUCGACGUCUCGAGUGAUACCAUCUCUUUGUCGGAGAUUUGUUUCUUUUCUUUUCUUUUCUUUUCUUUUCUUUUCUUUUUUUUUUUUUUUUAGUUGGUACGGUACCUUCGAGUUCGAUAUCUCGGCGAGGAGAAAUACACGAGCGGAAGUUGGAAAUAAGUUUGAUCCGUGAAUAAGAAUAAGAGAAAUGUCACUGCGGAUGAUCGAUUAAGAAGAAUGGUUGAAACGAGAUAAGAAUGGAAACGGAAAAUAACGAGUUUCCGUUUCUGCACGCUCGAAAUACCUUUUUGAUUUCCACUUGGCAUUCGCCCAUAAUUAAGACAUGUCGCUACGACUAAUUAUUAUGGAGAGUACUUAAUCUCGAACAGACGAUAUAUAUCUACAAUUAUUGUUUUUAACUGUAUAGUUUCUAUUUAUAAGUCUAUUUAUACGUCAAUUAAUUAAAAAACUGCGUAUAUAUAUAUAUAUAUACAUAGCCAGGCUGCAAAAGUAAUCACGACGAUCGUUUGCUCAAACGUAAUUUAAGUGUUGCGUUAAUUGAUCAUUCCUUUUUUUUUAUAUUCGAGCGAAAUCCACGAUUAUCUCUUUUAGUACCGUCACACUGUAUACUUAAUGACGUAUAUUUAUUUGUAAAGUUCGUAUUUUCGUUAUCGAGAGAACUUUUUAUAUAUAUAUUGAUUUAUCUUUUAAUUUUGUAAAUACGUGAAAAAUACACGAAACCUCGAAUCGAUAACUUUCCCGUC
Messenger RNA from Apis laboriosa (Himalayan honeybee), 2575 nucleotides. RefSeq lists its product as uncharacterized. The transcript has 2 exons. The coding region runs from base 358 to 1350 and encodes 330 amino acids. NCBI's taxonomy places the organism in Eukaryota, Metazoa, Arthropoda, Insecta, Hymenoptera, Apidae. The record is from RefSeq and is a predicted model, not a curated record.